Mauremys mutica (yellowpond turtle) is the source of this 5489-nucleotide messenger RNA. It is a transcript of the gene NXPE3, whose product is annotated as neurexophilin and PC-esterase domain family member 3. Bases 247 to 1932 code for a protein of 561 amino acids. The transcript has 6 exons. Gene Ontology annotation, biological process: regulation of gene expression. Gene Ontology annotation, cellular component: nucleus. NCBI's taxonomy places the organism in Eukaryota, Metazoa, Chordata, Testudines, Geoemydidae. Gene Ontology annotation, molecular function: DNA binding; POU domain binding. The record is from RefSeq and is a predicted model, not a curated record.
CAGAAUCAGUCCCGCCCAGUUCCCGCCUCCGCCCGGCCCCAGCCAAUGUUUUUUCCGCCGCGCAAGAGCUGGGCGCGGGCAGUGGGGUGCGGGCAGGGGAAGGCGCUGGCUGGGACCGGAAGAGACUAAUGAAGCAGAAGUCAACUGAAUCUCCUAUGUAAUACUGAAACACGAUGACAUUGGUGCCUGUGGGAUAUGGAAAUCAUUGACAGUAUCUAACAUGGUUGAGAAAGACAUGAGUGGACAAUGUGGCCCAGUUUCUGUAGACUACAGGUUUUCUGCAUGAUCCUGACAGUGUUGGCUUUUCUGCUGUUGGGCUACAACUUCCGUCAGUUAGAGCACUUGGAUCACAACACUGUCUCGGCGUUAAAUUGGAUAAAGGAGACCAGUGACCAGCAGUCUUCAUCGCCAACAACUAAAACUACCCGAAAGCUGUACUGUAAUUAUGAACAUCAAACUUUGUCCAAAAGAGAACAAGCUGAGGAGGAAUCCUUGUUUGCUGCUAUACAGUGGCCAAAUCCCCCUGUAGGCAAAAUCCCAUUUAUAAGAAGCACUGAUCCUGCCCACAGCAAUUUUGUGAUUGUGAAUUCCCAUGUGCGCUUCAAGGUGGGAGAUCAGUUAGAGGUGCGUGUCCACAUGAAGGAUUUUCAAGGCAAACCAAAACAGUAUGGCGGAGACUACAUACAGGCGAGAAUUCACUCUCCUCUACUGAAAGCUGGAGCAAUGGGAAGGGUUGUAGAUGAUCAGAAUGGGUUUUACAAAGUCUUUUUCACUCUACUUUGGCCAGGGGAGGUCAGAGUAUCUGUGUCUCUGGUCCACCCUAGUGAAGGGAUACAAGUCCUGAAGCGCUUACGGGAAGAAAAGCCAGAUAGAGUCUACUUUAAAAGCUUAUUCAGGUCUGGUAGCACUUCAGAAACCACUGUAUGCAAUGUGUGUUUGCCUGGAGAUCUGCCUGUCUGUAACUUCACAGACCUCUACACUGGUGAGCCAUGGUUCUGCUACAAACCGAGAAAACUGUCCUGUGCCAACAGAAUCAACCAUGCCAAGGGAGGAUAUCAAAAGGGCCUUCUGACACCUUCUGAGAAUCUCUUUUUCCAAACUGAUGUGAAUAUCAAAGUGCCAGUACUUCCCAGUGGCCCUGAUUCAGUGACUGUAGAACCCUUAGGACUUACAGAAUCAGCCAAUCUGGACAGAUCUCAGGGCCCAGCUGUUUUCCCUUUGGGUUACUAUUACCAAGACGAGUGGAGGCCAAGAACACAUUGGAUCCAUCAUUUUAACAAGACAGCUGAUAUUAGUAAAUGCUUACAAGGAAAAGUAGUCCACUUCUUUGGCGAUUCUACAGUAAGACAGUGGUUUGAAUAUCUGACCACAUUUGUUCCAGAUCUAGUGGAAUUUAACCUUGGGAGUCCUAAAAACUUAGGUCCUUUUAUGUCCGUGGACCUGAAGCACAAUGUCCUGCUGAAGUUCCGCUGUCAUGGGCCACCCAUUCGCUUUACCACUGUCUUCAGUAGCGAGCUACGCUACAUUGCCAAUGAGCUGAAUGGCAUUGUAGGCGGAAGAAACACUGUGAUAGCCAUAUCCAUAUGGUCCCACUUCAGCACCUUCCCUGUGGAGGUGUACAUCCGAAGACUGAGGAACAUUCGUAGGUCCAUCAUUCUACUGCUGGAUCGCAGCCCCAAAACUGUGGUGGUCAUCAGAACAGCCAAUGUUCAGGAGCUUGGGCCAGAAGUGAGUCUCUUCAACAGUGACUGGUAUUCCUUUCAGCUUGACACAAUCAUGAGGAAGAUGUUCUCAGGAAUUGCUGUGUUCUUUGUGGACGCCUGGGAGAUGUCUCUGGCCCAUUACUUGCCACACAAAUUGCAUCCACAGGACAUCAUUAUUAAGAAUCAAAUAGAUGCAUUCCUGUCUUUCGUUUGUCCUUCAGAAACUUAGCACCAUCGGUGGAGAGUAGCCCCAUGACCACUUUUAUAUCUUCCUGUAGGGAUGGUUCCUCUUGACCUUGUAAUUUGUCUCAGAUUACUAGGGUGCUCCUUAAAUCAAAACUACAAGACUCACUACAGAAGUACUUAAAUUAUUAGCUUUAUUAAUUGUCUGUCUGCACUGCAUGAAUAUUCAUACAGCACCAAUUCAGUUCCCAAAGUCCUUACUCACCAUCCAGAGUACUGUGUGAAACCUGGGAAGGAUUGUUUGGGAACAGCCUUUCUUUGGUUGUUCCAAAGUUGUAUUGGGUAUCUAGAACAACCAAAUAUGUUACAUAUUGUGCUUCUGUGAUUGAAGUAAUCUGGGGAUACCUCUUCCAAAGUCCUAAUCAGGAGUCUAAAGGGGAUGUCCUAAAACCACUGGAUCAGUCCAGGAAGCACAACGUAAAAAGCCUGCAGAAUUAUCAGAAUAUUUAUUGGAUGUGUCGGCAUUGAUACAGCAUAUUAAUCAACCAUCCACAAUGUUUACAGAAUGGCUUCUAAAUAAUACAAAUAGCCAGCACCAGUAGUAGGUAGUUUCUUCAGCAGCAACAACAACACUGCAAUAACUCAUUGGAAGUUUGAUAUUAAAAUGUUUGUUUUCCCCUCCUGUCGUGUGCUCACUCUGUUUUACUAUUUCAUAGCUUCUUAUGAGACCUGGGCUUCUGUUUUAUAUUAAUGAAUAUAUUUGUUUUGAGGGGGAGGAACACAAAGAAUUACAUGGACUUCACAAACAGAUAAGGUGGGGGAGAGAGUCAAAUUUUGAGCCUACAACUCUUGACAGUGUCACUAUAAAUUCUUGCUCUGACCGAUCUUUGUUCUUCCACUUUUAUGUUGGGCAUUCUUUGCACCAUUUUCGUAGCUGCCAAAUCUGCCAGUUAUAUGGGGUACAAAAUACCUUCAGUGUUGCCCUGUGUACAGAUACUUGGUAAAUCUCUCCUGAACUUCCAGUGUUACAGCUGACAAUUUAUUGCUGAGUGGCACUUUUAGAGAAGGGGUUAAUAGAUUUGCACAUUGUGCUUCCUGUUUUGAUUGGACCUGGUUACAGUGUAAGUCCCACUUUGAUUUAUUGGCUUGAUAAAGUUCAAUUUCCAGAUUAAGCACUAGCGAUGAGAUCUUCAGAACUCUGCUCCCAUUGAAACCAAUGGAAAUUCUACCAUUGACUUCAGUGGGAACAGAGCAUUGCCAUCUUUCUCUUUUUGUAGCCCUUCUCUGCCACAGUCUUGCUCCCCUAUUGCUGUGCAUCAGCAGGUGUGAGCAGAGUCCCAAGUUGCAUGUCCCCAUCAGUGCAUGUGCAACAUGUCUGUAAUGAGAGCAUGCCCAUGAAUAUACUGGAAUGAGUCACACACGCAGCUGUGUUCUACUUGCUCCUCAUCACAAACCAUAGCAAGGUAGGAGAAGAUUCAGCUUUAGAGUUUGAGAUGUGAAACUAGCUUGGCACUCAUUGGCCUCUAAACCCCUAAAUCAGAUUAAAUUCACCUGGCUGCCAGCAUCAGAUUUACAGCAGCAUGGCAAGAUAGGAAGCUAUGCUAGCAGUGCUGUGGGAACCACUCUGGCAGAGGUUGUGUGUUAUCUGUGAUCUGUAGGGAUUUUGUUGCCUUUAUUUAUGGUAGUACAAUGUUGUCAAGGCUGAAUCCAACUGUCUCCGAGGAUGCCAGUCCUCCUUGUGCCCACCAGAAAGAGUCUCCUUGAAUAAGAGACCUCCUUCUAUAACAAAUCUGGACCUGUUAGAAGAGCUGAGAGGCGGUGGUUGCUCCGUGCCGCUGUCUCAUCCACUUCCUUCUCUGCCUGGAACUGUUCCCUUGAUGCUGGAGACAUUAGUUCCUCGCUGGGUUGUGGACCUGGGCUUGGUCCCACUGGAAGCGAUGCAGGUGAUGGGGUUGUCUCCGUCAAUUGUGAACUGCUCUCUGCUGGUGCACUAGGUUGUAUUUCAGGCUCCGGUUGAGCCUCUUGCGCCGGUUUAGCUGCUGCUGCAGGUGCAGGCUCUGUGACGCCCUUUGGUGCUGGCUCCCCUGACCCUGGUGAGGUUGCAAGCACGGGCUUUGGUGCUGACUGCUCUACCAGUUCCGAUCCUUGGGCUUGUUCUGGCAGAGUUCCAGGAACUGGAUCUACAACUGCUGCCGUAGACUCUGGUUUGGGGUCUGGUUCCACCACCUCUGGCUGGGUUCCUGUAGGAGGCUCAGGAAUGGAGUUAGGUGUGGAGGCCUGUGUAGCCUGGCUGCAGGUGACCAUUCCCACCCUUUUUGUUAGCCUCACAUGGUUGGCUAAGUCUUCUCCCAGCAGCAUGGGAAUGGGAUAAUCGUCAUAGACUGAAAAAGUCCAUAUCCCUGACCAGCCCUUCUACUGGACAGGCAACUUGGCUGUAGGCAAGUUAAGAGUUGGCCUUAAAGGGUUGCACCAUCACUUGGGCCUCUGAGUCGAUGAAUUUGGGGUCCCCCAGGGAUUGGUGGAUAGCUGAUACCUGUGCUCCAGUGUCUCUCCACGCAGUAAUCUUCCUCCCUCCCACACUCAAUUUCCCUUCACUCUGGGGGCAUUUGCGAGGCAUCUGGGCCUGAAGGCUCUCGGUGGGACUCUGGGGUGAUGAGUUGUAGUCAGCUGGUACUCUUGGGGAGUUGACCUUCACAUGCCCCAGCUCAUUACAUUUAAAGCAUCGCCCAGCUGACUGUGGACUGGGGUGAGGUGGGUGGUUGGAGAGUAGGGUGGUGGGACGAGAGGGUAUCUGGGGUCUCCCUGGCUGUGUGGAAGACUCCUCCUUGGGAGGUGGGGCUUUGGGUUGACCCCGAUGGUGGGGUGCUGUCUCGGGUUGCCUCUUCUGGUAUCCACUCCAACUGCUACUAGCUUUCUUCUUCUCCUCCACCUCCACCCAUUUGUUUCUGAUCUCCCCCACCUCAAUUAUAGUUUUGGGCUUUCCUCAGGAAUACCCUCUAAGAACUGCUCCAUUUGCAUUAGGAGAGACAGAUUUUCCAGAGAUUUAACACUUGCUUCUGAUAUCCAGGCAUCCCAAUUUUUUACAGUGUGGUAGGCGUGUUGGGAAAAUGCCAUGUCUGGUUUCCACCUUAGGGCUCUAAACUGCCGAUGGGCAUGCUCGGGUGUUAGCCCCAUUCUAAUUCUGGCCUUUUGUUUAGGCAUUUCAGCUGCCACCUCUGCUAAAGGUCCACUCAGUUGCGGCCUCAACUCCACCACAUACUGCUCUGUAGGGGUGUUGUACCCAAGGCAGGCCCUUUCAGAAUUUUCUAAGAAGGCCUCUGUAUCAUUGCCUACCUUGUAUGUGGGGAAUUUCUUGGAAUGGGGAGCAGUACCUGGAGAAGGACUGUUAGGGUUAUCUGGUUGAUCCAGCUUAGCCUUUUCCAGCUCUUAAGUGCUUCAGCUCCAUUUCCAAGCACUUCACUUCUCUCCUCUACUCUGCUUCCAUGCACAAACCUCUUAGGACACCAAAAAUCCAAUACUGUUCUUAAAAAUGGUAAAUUUUAUUAAAAACAAAAAGGAAGAAAAUACAUCUGGAACUUAACUUUUUCCUAGAUUUUAAAAGAG